Oryza sativa Japonica Group (Japanese rice) is the source of this 725-nucleotide messenger RNA. The record is from RefSeq and is a predicted model, not a curated record. Lineage: Eukaryota; Viridiplantae; Streptophyta; Magnoliopsida; Poales; Poaceae.
CUAAUCAUAAGUGGGGUCCACAUCUCUCUCCUAUCCUCUUCUUCCUCACGCACGUGGCGGAGCGGAGGAAUGGAGCGACGGCCCGAGCCGGGACGGCUCGGCGCGCAGCAGAAAAAGCGGCGGCGCUCCGCCAGGGUCUCACCGCCAGCGACGGCGAGGCGCGACGGCCACCAUACGCACGGCGCGACGGACAGGUUUGAGGUGGAUCCAUGGCGACGGGUCGGUGGAGAACAGGACCUGCAGACCGCGGCCUGCGGCGGCGGCGACGGCGCCGUGGGGCUCAGCUUCGAGACGCACCACGGCGGCGGCGUGGCGCCUUCACCAGAGUUCGCGGCGUGCACGGCGAGCUCCUGCAGCGCGGCGAGCUCCUGGUGCACCAUGACCGGCCGAGCCAUCACCACCGCCGUCGCUUCCCAACGCCGCAACCAGCCGAAGCCGCCGCCGCAGUUGAAGUUGGAUGGGGAUUUCAGGUACUGAGGCUGAGGGCAUUUCCGUCCUUUUGAAAUUUCUCUCUCCUCUUUUUCACUGAAAAUAAUAAAAUAUUGCCUCGGGUGUCCUAUAGCUAAUUGCACAAAUUUUAUAGUGUCCAUUGGCAGUGUCGCCUUUUUUGGGUGUCUUCUAGCUAAUUACAUGAUUUUUGGAUAUCCUGUGGCAAAUUUUGCCUAUUUUUUGUGCUUGUAAAUGAUCAAGAAAUAAUAUUAAUAUACAUUUGUUGACAUGUUCAA